Molecule: messenger RNA, 2943 nt
Organism: Danio aesculapii
Lineage: Eukaryota; Metazoa; Chordata; Actinopteri; Cypriniformes; Danionidae
Gene: spata6
Product: spermatogenesis associated 6
Exons: 13
Coding region: 43-1422 (459 amino acids)
Biological process (GO): spermatogenesis
Molecular function (GO): myosin light chain binding
Source: RefSeq, a predicted model, not a curated record
CCUGGCUGACUGAAGACGCCCAAAAAUCCUUCAGCUUAACAAAUGCGACAAAAAGCGAUUAAAUGCACCGUCGAAUUGAAAGUACAAGCUAUCACUUGUCCAGGGGUGAUACUACCAUCCCAAGAGGACAUUUAUUUAAGUGUUCGGAUAAUGGGUCAGUACCAAAAGUCCAAGUGUGUUCCUCCAGUUUUCCCUCUGCUGCUGCAUAAACAAAUGGUGUUUGUGAAGACCUUUGUAGGAAUGCUUGACCCGGCUGCUGUAGCUGAGCAUCUGGAGAAUGAUACAACAUCUUUAGAGCUCAUUCAGCUUGUUCCUCCAGAGGGUGAAAUCCUGGCCACGUUUGAAGCCGACACGCGAGAGUUUCUGUAUCCAAGCCCUCGUCUGACUCCCAGAAGCCCCGGCCCAGAGAGAGAGAUUCUGAUGAAGAGAUCCAUCUCCUUCCCUGGAAUCUCUCCCAGAGUGGUGUUUUCGACGACGUCUAUUAUUGAGGAGUGUGAUGUGAAACAUGGUCAGCCUGCCGUGUCUUCACAUGGUCGAUCCUCUGCUGAGCCCACUCCUGUGAGAACUUGCCUUUCUAGUGCUAAGAAGAAGAAAGCAGACAAAGUAUCAUCUUGUGGAUAUGAAAAGUCAACAGUUGCGUCUAGAAGCCGAGCUCCAUCACCUUACACUCACCGUAAAAUGUGUCAGCUGUCCGAGGAGGCCAGACAGCGACUCAGCCACCUCAAACUGGGGCCCUACACAUUUCAGAAAGAGACAGCCCCUCAGGCUCCAUUCGUGGUCCCCCGAAGCCCAAAUACGUCUCUAAUGGAAUCCCCCACACAUCUAACAUCUCAGUCUUUUACUAAACGAAGCCCCCUACAUAUGCGAUCACGGAGCUACACCACAGAGCUUACAGAUCUCUCUCUACUUGGAAGCUUCAGGUCAAAGCCCUCACAGGAGGCAUCCAUGCAAGCAGCUAGAAGUUUCCCAAAUAAAUCCCCCAAAGAUAAGUCCACCCCAGCGUCCAGAAUACUUCUAGAUCAGAGUCCAGUGCUGACACGAUGUUCCCUGAAAGAACGGUUCCAGAGUUCAUCCAGUCCCUCGCAGUCACAGGAGAUCCACAAGCGAGUGCAGAGAAUCCUAAACAGACACGGACCCCGCUGCAAGCUUUCUUUUGAUAAAGAGAGUGAGGAGGAGGAGAAGGGAGUCAGACAGAGUUCAUGUGUUUCCGCCCACUGUGAUUCAGUGAUUGACAGCCGGCUGCAACAGGACAGUAGGAGUAUUUCUGGAGAACCAUCUGCUCAUUUAGACAGCAGAACAUUCUGGACCAGCAGAGCGACAGCGCACACAGAGACGUCCCACAGAGCAGCCUUUGAGGACAGUCUGAGCAACAUUUACAAAGAGCUCUACACAAACGCAUCACAAAACAUCUGGACGCAGUGACCACACACAAAUGCAACUUUCUAUUUCUGGUAAAUUAGUUUUAUUUUAUUUAUUUCAAUUGUUUUGCCACAAAUUUCAGAACCCUGACAUCAACUUUCUGAACGUCACUACUAUUAAUGCAGGAUUUCCAGUGUUCAAAACAUUGCAUGUUGCGUUCAUUUCUAUAGAGAAGUCUUGCAUUUGCAGGAUCAUUGGUUCACAAAAUCCUUUUAUCAUACAAAUACUACAGAAACACAACUUUAGAUCACCCAUAAACAAGAUGCGCAUCGUUUUAAUAAACAAUCAUUCAAUAUUGCGUUUUAAAUAUGAUACAGCUUUUAUUAUUGUUUAUAUGUGUAGAGAAAACAGUACAGUGGAAACACUCAACUGAAGUUUUAUUUAUUCAAUCAUAAUGUCAUAAUAUUUACUGUUAACAAAAGUGUUUCUCACUGCACGUCCCUUUAUUAAAAAGCUGACAUAUGGCAUGAUGUAUAACAACAUACUCAAAUUACAAUUGGAUUUCACAUUCUAGAAUUACUGUAAAAUGUCCAAUUUUUGUUUACUGUCUGCAAAUGUAAAGUUAUUUUUGCAAUGUUUUGAAAAAUAUGUGUGUGUUCAUAUAUGGACACAUAUAAUUAUUUACACAACAGAUAUACUAUUCUAAUUUCAGAAAAAAAACCCCACAAUUUUUGCAAUAUUUUGACAUGACAUAUUUUAUGUGUGAAAUCAAUAUGAACUAGUAUAUCAUAUGUAAUUUGCAUAUAUUUCUAUACAUCAGAUUACUUUUUUGGAUAUGUGUUUCAGUCAAUGCAAUUCUGAUAUUGGUCUGCUGUGAUUAGGCUUUCUUGCAUACAGUAAUGUCAAAUAUGAAAACGUUGUCUGUAAAAGUGGUACAUGGAUUAAGGAUAAAAUAGUUAAUAAUGUAGUCCAGUUGGGUCGUCUUCUGUAGUAACUGAUGUCAUUUGAUCUAUCCUCAAACUUUCAUCAUCUAAAUAUGUAAUAUUGUACAUCGGUUCCAAUGCAGCAAGAGUAAUGCAACAUUUAGUUAUUAUUUAGAGCGCUUGUAUCAGUUGCAUGUUCAUUAAAUGAAUCCACAUUUAUUUCAAAUGUAAUGUUCGAGUUGCAUUUUGAAAUGGCAGCAAUUCGAUGUUUAAUCUUAUUAUAUUGAAAAGGUGAUUUUUAGAUCAUUGAACAAAGUGUCUUUGACUUUUGUAUUUUGUCUGAGCAUUUAAAAAAAAGUUCAGUUUUGCAAAAAUGUGCAAUUUUGACAAUGGUUGUAAAUUGUGUCUAGAGUUUUAAAAAUUGACACCAGAGUUCUGAAAUUUGUGGCAAAACAAUUGAAAAAAAUAUAUAUAAAUCAGGGAACAAUUUACAGGACAGGAGAUAGUACAUAUUAGUUUUUAUUAUCAAAAGUAUUAUUAAAUAUAGAAAACAAGACAAUGCAUUAGUAUUGGAAGAUUUAUUGUGAAUCCACACCCAGACAGAUGUUCUUGAUGUAAUCCCAAGUGAAAAUCAAGCUUUAAAAAGUAUAAAAUCUUUUUU